This is a messenger RNA of Leguminivora glycinivorella, 2587 nucleotides long. RefSeq lists its product as uncharacterized. The transcript is spliced from 2 exons. The record is from RefSeq and is a predicted model, not a curated record. The coding region runs from base 1 to 2532 and encodes 843 amino acids. NCBI's taxonomy places the organism in Eukaryota, Metazoa, Arthropoda, Insecta, Lepidoptera, Tortricidae.
AUGUGGGUCACGUUUACUCUCAAUGGCAAGAAACUAGUAAUUGGGACGGCAUACCGACCACCUUGGAUGGACCUACAAUUGUUUCUAGAUGCUGUAAGUGACUCGAUAAGUUCAAUUCGCAGCUACGAUAAUAUAGUUAUACUGGGUGACUUUAAUGUAAAUCUACUGAACAUUCCUAACACAAAGGUCACUCAAUUCAAUAAUUUUGUGCUUAGUUUUGGAUUAUUUCAGCUAGUUUCAGAUCCUACUCAUUUUACCGACACCAGCCAGACACUGAUUGAUGUUGUUUGUUCAGACAUGCAGGCUACUAACACCACUAUUGAUCAUGUAGGUUCCCUGUAUGGCCACUGCCUUGUUGUUUGCAAUUUCUGUGUAAAGCGUGAAAAAUCUAAGCCCUGUCACAUCACCUACAGGCCUCUUAAAGAAAUCUGUGACAAAGUUUUGGAUGCGGACAUGCGGGAAGUGGAUUGGGACUCUAUAUCAAAUAAAGGUAAUAUCAAUGACAUUGUGACCGCAUUCAAUCAACGAGUACUCAAUAUAUUUGAUACACAUGCUCCUAUAAAGACAUCCUUAGUUAAAAUAAAAUCAUAUCCGUGGAUCACUGAUACUGUUAAGUUAAUGAUGCGGCUGCGUGAUAAUGCUGCAUCAGACUUCCACAGGAACCAAAGUGAAGUAAAAAAAAAAUAUUAUAAGGACCUUAAAACAGUUGUAAACAAGGCAAUUUAUUUUGAGAAGGUAGCUUAUUUUGAACAAAAUAUAAACAACAAAAUUAAUGACCCAAAAAUAUUGUGGAAAAACCUGAAGUCUAAUAUAUUGCCAAGUAAGACUAAUGAAUUGCCAACACAUUUCAAUAAUCCAUGUACCAUAAACAAACACUUUCUAGAUCUACCAGGGACAUCAGGUGUAACUCUAUCACAGCUAACUUAUUUUGAGUUCCAUAGGUUUGGUGAUUCUGUUUUUAGUCUGAACACAAUUAACUCUAAUGAAACAAUGAAAAUAAUUAGAGGUUUAAAAUCUAAUGCAGAGGGUGCUGAUGGGAUAAAUUUAAAUAUGAUUAUUUUAACACUGCCUUAUACAAUUAAUAUUAUUACUUAUUUAAUUAAUUUAUCUAUAGUUUCAUCGACUUUCCCCGAUAUAUGGAAGUUAGCAAUUGUUAAUCCCCUGCCUAAAGUUUCUAACCCAUCUGUAAUAAAAGACCUCAGGCCAAUUAGCAUACUACCUUGUCUAUCGAAAAUAAUAGAGAAAGCUGUCUGUGCACAGUUAACCACCUACCUCGAAAUGAACAACAUUUUGCCUGAUGUCCAAUCUGGUUUUCGGAAAGGUCGUAGCACGACCACUGCUUUACUCGAUGUUACUGACAACAUUUUGGAUGCGCAAGAUAAGGGCAUGUGCACUGUUUUGGUACUUCUUGAUUUCUCUAGGGCCUUCGAUUGUUUAAAUAUAAACCUACUUUUAUCUAAGUUAACCUAUUAUGGCUUUGACCAGAAAACUAUUAGGUGGUUCGAAAGUUACCUAAGCAAUCGAUCACAGAUAGUUAAGGUACGACUUAGUAAUGGUUCGUCACUUGUUUCUGAAAAGGUCGAGCUUACCAGAGGUGUCCCGCAAGGAUCGGUGAUAGGCCCGCUCCUUUUUAUACUUUACUCUGCAGAUAUUAGAUCUCACAUUUUGCACUGUAAAUAUCACAUCUACGCAGAUGACAUACAGGUCUACAUAUCAUGUAAACCAGCGGAAAUUAACACUGCCAUAGAGAAACUCAAUCAAGAUCUCACAAGAAUAGCCACUUGGGCAUCAGCUAAUUGUCUGCUGCUAAACCCAAGUAAGACUAAGUACCUUGUUUUUGGCAGCAAGCAGCGGCUGGCCAGUGUCGGUACUACAGUGGAUGUUAUGCUGAUGAAUGAACCAGUUGAGAGGGUAUGUGAAGCACGAAACUUAGGUCUUUUGAUGGAUUGCGAACUUCGUUUUGAGAAGCAUACCGCAGAAGCUGUAAGAAGUUGCUUCUACAAGCUUAAGGUGCUAUAUAAAAUUCGGCCGUAUCUUAGCGAAACUCUGCGCAUCCGACUGAUCGAGUCACUUGUCCUAUCCAAACUUAACUAUAUGGAUGUAGUAACUGGGCCUAGGCUUCUUGCUAAAACUAAGAAACUCAUACAGCGUGUUCAGAAUGCCUGUGCUCGUUUUUGUUUCAAUAUUCCAUUGAGAGCCCACGUGACUCCCUUCCUUAAUCAGCAUAAAAUUCUUAAAAUGUUGCAUCGUCGUAAGCUUCAUUUGGCUUGUCUACUCUUCGGAGUCUUGAAGUACAAAUCGCCUGCAUAUCUUUAUAAUAAGCUAUCUUGUAUUAAGCUUCGCGACCGCCGUCAAUGUGGGAUCCAUUUGCUGACGCCACGCCACGCGUCGGCAGCUUUCCGAGGAAGUUAUAAAUAUCAAAGUUCAAAAUGCUGGAAUAACAUCCCUCCGCCCUUGAAGAACACCUGGGUCACGUUCCCUUGCAGAUUGCACAUAAAAAUAUUAUCCUUGCCUUUUUAUGAGCCAUCGUAGUCAAAUAUGUAGUUUGGUAUGUAAUCUGAUAUAAAUAUCGAUGUUCAUUUCAUCA